CACUCAAAAUUCUUUUACACAAAGUCUAUGAAUAUGAUGUUAACACUUCGAACAAAAUGAAAUUAGGUCCACUGCAUAUGAUAAUGUCAAAAGAAUUUGUGUCCAAUAUUUAUCACGAUAUUUCUUCCACCAGUGACCAAAAGCUGUUGGAUACUUACAACAAAAAAAGAAAUAAAAUUGCUGAAAUGUUACUCAAGGCUGGUGCAAACGUUAACCAAAAAGAUAUUUUCGACCGUACACCGGUGUUUUUUGCAAAUGCAAUUAGUUCAGUUAAGCUUCUCAUCAAGGAGGGAGCAGACUUGAACAUUACUGAUAAAUUUGGAAGAUCCGUAUUGCUUGCUGCUGUAUCAAUGGAAAAUCAUAAACAGCUUACCCAGUAUUAUAUCAAAACCAUGAAAUUUCUAAAACCUGAUGAAUGUCAAUCAACAGUAUUUCACUACGUGGCGAUAUUGCAGAGAGAAUUGGACAUAUUUGAUUACUUGGAAGGCAAAUUUGUCAAAUGUGAUUACUUGGAAUGUAAAGAUAGAAACGGAAAAACACCUUAUGAAGUUUCAAGAUUUAAGUUACAAUCUGAAAUCAAUAAAAAAUUCAAACACUCACUUUUAAAACAGAGAGGAGUAGGGGCUCCAUGGGACGACAAAGAAAGUGAACUAAUUAAACGAACUGUAAUAAAUUUUGCUGAGGAACUGUGCAAAGCUAUUGGUGAAAAGGAUAAAAGAUUAAUAUGUACACUUCAAAGAUCAGGAAGUUCAGAAGAGGGGACAAAAAUUGGCGACCUAAAUGAGUUUGAUUUUAUAUUUUGUAUGGGCGAAAUCCAGAAAUUGUGUACAGUUGAUGAUGUGAACAUUGAAGAAGAAUUUGUUACACUCAAUGCAAACAAAGACAUACCCCAGACAUUUACAGUAUUUUUUAACAGCGAAGGUCGGUGUAAAAUAUCAGAGGUUCGAUUGGCAUUUUCUAGAGCAGUGAAAACAAUUGUUUUGGAUGAACAUAUUUGGAAAUCAAAAGACAUAAUUUUAUGGAAGUUGAAAAAUUCUGAGGAAUCUGACAAACCGGUGGUGACAUUGGAAAUUCGUUUGUUUGGGUGCGCUUACAAAGAUGAAAUUAUAAGUAUUGAUCUCGUGCCUGCUAUUAGAAAAACGGAAUGGUGGCCUACUAAAGGUGGUAGAUGUGAAUUACUGAAUCAAAAUGACAGAAUCAAAAACAAAGGCUGCUUAUUACUUUUUCAAACAAAAUAUUUUGUACAGUCGGAAACACUUAUGAGAAUUUCUUGUUCACCUGUUGAGACCGAGUUGCUAAAAAAUGUUUUGCCGCUGUAUUUUCUAGAAGGUUAUCGUCAUUGCAAGUUAAUUUAUCUAUGGCUUGUAAAUAACCAUAGUUCGAAUAUACACAUUCAGAAUUGCAUAAAAAAUAAUUUGUUAACAAGCUAUAUGUUCAAAAAUUGUCUCUUCUAUGUGUACGAAAAUUACAAAAUGGAAGAAAAACCCUUGACACCCGAAAAUAGUGAGGUAGCUGCAAUUGAAUUAGUUGAUGAUAUUCUAUCAUGUUUGCAGUCUUUUAAUGAAAAAUGUACGUUCCCAGUGUAUGUCAUUCCUGAACGUGAAGACAUUUUUGUCAUUAAAUCUUUUAAACAAUAUAGUUUAAGAGAAGACUCAAAGACCAUCACAACACAUCAUUGCAAAACCCGAGAACAUGUUAUAAAGUAUAUGCAAGAGAUACACAGUGGCGAAAAGUUUUAAAGUCAUUCUGUUUAUUUCUAACAAUCAAGAUGUACAUUAGAAGAAAAAAACUGUGAUAACUUCAUAUUAUUCAUUUAUUUUUCCAUAUCACUUUUUUUGAAAUUUCUGAAAAUUUACUGUAUAUAUAGAAUUAAAAACUUUAUAAUGAGUAAUCUAUUUAUACCCUCAGGCAUAGGUAAUCGUAGCAGUAUUUGGUUCAAAGGUUAACUUUUCGGACUUUUGGUAUUCAAUGCUUUUCAACUUCGUAUUUGAUUUUGGACUUCCAACUGUAAUGAUUUAAUCCCGCAAAAUUAUUUAUGCGCCUGUCCCAAAUCAAGAGUCUGUAAUUCAUAGGUUGUCAUGGAUCAUGUCUGUUAUGUUUUUUUUCGUAAAUUGUAUUGUAAUAAAUCAAGAUGUUUUCUUCUU
Messenger RNA from Mytilus californianus (California mussel), 2144 nucleotides. RefSeq lists its product as uncharacterized. The record is from RefSeq and is a predicted model, not a curated record. The coding region runs from base 57 to 1739 and encodes 560 amino acids. The transcript has 2 exons. Lineage: Eukaryota; Metazoa; Mollusca; Bivalvia; Mytilida; Mytilidae.